AUGGCACGGAAACGCCCAAUUGAGAAUAUUUGCUGCGUCGGCGCUGGCUAUGUUGGCGGCCCAACAGCAGCAGUAAUCGCGCUGCAAAACCCUCAGCUCCGCGUGACCGUCGUCGACAAGAACGAGCGGCGCAUCCGGCGCUGGAACUCGAAGCACCUGCCCAUCUACGAGCCGGGGCUCAACGACAUCGUGCGCAUCGCGCGCGACGGCUCGCGCGCCUGCUGGUUCCCGGCCAACCCCGUGGACCCGCAGACGCAGGACGCGCCCAAGUUCCAGUGCGACCGCCAGUGGACGGGCGUGCCCUCGCGCCACCCCAACCUGUUCUUCUCGUGCCAGGUCGGCCGCUGCAUCCGCGAGGCGGACAUCGUGCUCGUCGCCGUAAACACGCCGACGAAGACGCGGGGCGCGGGUAUGGGCAGCGCGACGGACAUGACGGCGUUCGAGGCCGUUACGAGUGAGGUGGCGCAGCACGCGAGGCCCGGCACGAUCAUUGUGGAGAAGUCGACGGUGCCGUGCCGGACGGCUGACCUUGUGCAACGAACUUUGGCGGUCCACCGUCCCGGGGUCCACUUCGAGGUCCUCUCGAACCCCGAGUUCCUCGCCGCCGGCACCGCGAUGACCGACCUCAUGAAGCCGGACCGCGUGCUAAUCGGCUCCGCGAAAACGCCCACCGGCCGCCGCGCCGCAGAAGCCCUGGCCAGCAUCUACGCGGCGUGGGUGCCGCGCUCGAAGAUCAUCACGACGAACGUGUACUCGUCUGAGCUCGCGAAGCUCGUCGCGAACUCGAUGCUCGCGCAGCGCAUCAGCAGCAUCAACUCGAUAUCCGCGAUCUGCGAGAAGACGGGCGCGGACGUGGACGAGAUCGCGGCGUCGAUCGGGUGCGACCCGCGGAUCGGCGGCAAGUUCUUGAAGGCGGGAAUCGGCUUCGGCGGCAGCUGCUUCAAGAAGGACAUCCUCAGCCUCGUGUACUUGGCCGACUCCCUCGGCCUCGGGGAGGUGGCCGAGUACUGGCGCCAGGUGGUCAAGAUGAACGAGUACCAGCGCGAGCGGUUCGCGCGCCGCGUCAUCCGCUGCCUCAACAACACGCUCGCGGGCAAGAAGAUCGCGCUGCUGGGGUACGCGUUCAAGGCCAACACGUCGGACACGCGCGAGUCGCCCGCGCUCGAGAUCAUCAAGACGCUGCUAGAGGAAGGGCCCCGCGAGAUCGCCGUCUUCGACCCCUGCUGCAACCCCGUCGUUGUCCGCGCCGAGAUCAAGGACCUGCUGUCGUCCCCCUCGGGCCGCCCCGCGCUCAGGGAAGAAGGGGGCCCGAUUGAGAUAUACUCGAGCGCGUACGGGGCGUGCGAGGGCAGCCACGCGGUGCUGAUCACCACCGAGUUCGACGAGUUCCGCAACACGCCGGCGAAGUCUGCCAAACCCACCAAGCCCAUCGAUCCCCGCCCCUUCCCCUCCCGCGCCACCACCGAGGCCGACGUCCUCGCCGUGCACAAGUACUUCGUGCUCAACCCCGCGGCGUCCAGCUCCCCCUUCGCGAGCUCCGACGACCCCCUGCAGCGGUACAAGCCCGAGCCUGACUGCGAGAGCGACUGUCCCGAUUGCGAGUUGAUUAGGACGAGUGGGUUUUCGUCGGCGGGGAAUGUUGGGGAGGGCAAUGGGGAUGGGGAUAAGGGGGAUGGGGCGAGGGCGAGGCUCGACUGGAACAGGAUCGCGCGUCACAUGCACAAGCCCAAGUGGCUGUUUGACGGCAAGGGGAUUGUCAAGGCGGAGGAGAUGCGGAUGUUUGGGUUUCAGGUUGAGAGUGUUGGUCGCUGA
Hypoxylon fragiforme is the source of this 1812-nucleotide messenger RNA. Its product is annotated as nucleotide sugar dehydrogenase. Gene Ontology annotation, molecular function: NAD binding; UDP-glucose 6-dehydrogenase activity. The coding region runs from base 1 to 1812 and encodes 603 amino acids. Gene Ontology annotation, biological process: polysaccharide biosynthetic process; glycosaminoglycan biosynthetic process. The transcript is spliced from 3 exons. Lineage: Eukaryota; Fungi; Ascomycota; Sordariomycetes; Xylariales; Hypoxylaceae. Gene Ontology annotation, cellular component: nucleus; cytosol. The record is from RefSeq and is a predicted model, not a curated record.